GAAGGGGGCGUGGUAGAGCGGGAGAGUGGUCAUAUGAGAAGACUGGCAUGGCAAGUCACGUGACGGUAGAAGCCGAGGCAGCGUUCCCUAUGGCAGAGGCUGGCUUUGCGGCUCGCUUGCACCCGCGGCUCUCGGGGCUAAAGGAGAGAUUGAGCCGCUGCAGUAGAGACGGAGAGGCCAGUGAUACAUUUUUAACACAGGCUGCUGCUACACUGGAAAGACUAGCAGACCUUUGCAAAGAACCUGGAGCAAACUGUACACUUUCCAGAUUUUUGCCGCUUUAUACACAGGCUCUGCUGGAUAUCACAUAUUUUGAGGAAAACCAGCUUGUCAAUGAAGACUUUCCAGAAGAGUCUUCUUUGGGAAAAGUUGAGGAAUUAAUCAAUGCACUUUCCGAGCCAGAAAGAUUGGUCAUUGAAAGCAGCACAUCCCAAGAACCACUCACAGUGCUUGGUAUGGAAUUGCUUGAAUGCCUUUACUGGAGGAGAGGGGCUUUACUCUACAUGUUUUGCCACACAGUCAAGGAAAGGAAAGAAUGGUUGGAAGAGAAAACUGAUUCACUUAAAAAGUUUCUUUACAGUGGAGUCCAUUACUUAGUGAAAAUGCUUGGCUUCAGAAGUUCUGAUAACCCAAAUGAGGGAUUUUUGUAUGAGGAUGCAAAUACAGCUAGACUGGUUUGUGAAGGCAUAUUUAGUGACAUCCAUCUCUUGGCCAUGAUGUACUGCGGAGAAAUGUGUUACUGGGGACUAAAGUACUGUGAAAAAGAAAAGGAACAAAGGCAGAACACAGGUGCAGAGUCAAGUGAUGACCCGCCCGACAGCUUACACAGCCAGGUUUUGGACUUCCGAGAGACAGGAGAGAAAAUGGUGCAGAAAUACAUUACUGUGUGUGAAGGACCUUUGAAAUCACAUAACUGGGACACAAAAAAUGCAAAGCGCAUCCUGGACUUUUUUCAACACUUGGCAAUCUAACUAUCUUUAGCAGAUUUACCUUCCAAAAAGAAGAGCUGGGUAUCUUCUCUAUGUCAGCUGGAACCCUAAUUUUGGGUGGUUUGGGCUUAUCUAGAUAGGCUACAUGGGUACAGCAAUCUCUAUAUUUUCUGACAGUCAUGUUUCUGUGAUGGAAGAAGCUGGGACCAGCAUGUUCCUCUAGGUGCAUGUGGGCUCCACAUACCUUUAAAAGCAGGACUAAAUAAGUGUGAGGAGGAUAACAGAAUAGAACCUGCUGGGAUUUGUAUCUGUUCACAGAACAAAGUAACUACAUAUGAAGCCACACUCCAGCUAGGAUGUCUUUUACACUAAACCAGCAUAACCUCCAGCUGGGCUAGUACCCUGAAGUUAUGCGAACAGUGAAAAACCAUCUACGCAGUAUUCUUAACACUUCUGGCUCUAAUAUUUGUGGAACAAGAAAUUAUAUUUAAAUAAAGUUAUGUGAAAUAAUUGA
This is a messenger RNA of Pogona vitticeps (central bearded dragon), 1443 nucleotides long. It is a transcript of the gene RIMOC1, whose product is annotated as RAB7A interacting MON1-CCZ1 complex subunit 1. Lineage: Eukaryota; Metazoa; Chordata; Lepidosauria; Squamata; Agamidae. Gene Ontology annotation, biological process: mitophagy. The record is from RefSeq and is a predicted model, not a curated record.